Molecule: messenger RNA, 378 nt
Organism: Baudoinia panamericana UAMH 10762
Lineage: Eukaryota; Fungi; Ascomycota; Dothideomycetes; Mycosphaerellales; Teratosphaeriaceae
Exons: 4
Coding region: 1-378 (125 amino acids)
Biological process (GO): protein import into nucleus
Cellular component (GO): nuclear pore central transport channel
Source: RefSeq, a predicted model, not a curated record
AUGGCUGACUUCAGCCAGAUCGCGAAGCAAUUCGUACAGUUCUACUACGACACGUUCGACGAUGAUCGCAUGAAGCUCGCUCCCCUCUAUACCGAACAGUCCAUGCUCACUUGGGAAGAGAAGCCCUUCCAAGGCACCACAAACAUCAUAACGCAGUUGCAGGAGCUCCCGUUCCGGCAAGUCAAGCACCAAGUGGCCACGCUCGACGCUCAACCCUCCGACGAGCAAGGCAGCAUCCUCGUUUUUGUCACAGGAGCACUGCUGGUCGAGGCCGAGCAACGGCCGAUGAGCUACAGCCAGACCUUCCAGCUCAAGCGAAAUGGGGACAGCUACAUCAUUUUCAACGACAUGUUCAGGCUGGUGUAUCCGGCCGCAUGA